Drosophila rhopaloa is the source of this 1483-nucleotide messenger RNA. Its product is annotated as seminase. The record is from RefSeq and is a predicted model, not a curated record. The transcript has a single exon. Gene Ontology annotation, biological process: proteolysis. Gene Ontology annotation, molecular function: serine-type endopeptidase activity. Lineage: Eukaryota; Metazoa; Arthropoda; Insecta; Diptera; Drosophilidae. Bases 599 to 1348 code for a protein of 249 amino acids.
AAUAAUUUUUGUCAACCCUUAAAUCCUAUUAACAUUUUAAUAAUUAUGUGAUCUUUUAUAAAUAGUGGCAUGUUAUAGCCAUUGAACACAAUAAAAAUUAAGCUCACUGAAAUGUAUUUCCAAAUAAAUACAAAAACUUCAUUACAACCUUCCAAACGGUUCAAACAAAAAAUACUCAGAUCGAAUUAUCUAUGAUAGAUACAUUUCAAUAACUAAUUAUUCAAUCAACCAAUUUGAUGGGUCUAAAGAACUACAGCCGAGCAUCCACGAACAAGGCCAGCAAAAGUGACCAGAACACCGAUAUAAGGCCCAUUAGACAACAAUUUUUGUUGGGUCUCAUUCUAAAUCAUGAUGAAAUCCGACGAUAAGCCGGACAAAACGGUUUAUUAAAAUAAUUAUUAUUUGCGCAAUAAAAUAAUAUGUGUGCUGUGUAAUGAUUGUUUUCCAAAAGGCAUAUAAAUCGGAGCACAGAGCCGCGCGUUCCGAGUCGGAACUGCGAACGAAAAGGUGUUUACUCAGGUGGCCAGCGAUUCGGAAACUCGGGGAUUGGUAGUUACAGCUACCGGAUUGGGCAAAUAUCAAGGGAUGGAGUGAGCUGAUGGCUAUGCUGUGGCCUUUGUGGCUUCACCUAAUCCCGCUUUGCUGGGCCGCCAACAUUGAGACCAACAGUCGUAUUGUGGGAGGCGUCCCUGUAGAUAUUGGCAGUGUGCCCUAUCUGGUGACCCUGCGCAUCGGUGGGAACUUUAUGUGCGGCGGCUCAUUGGUCACGCCGCAACAUGUGAUCACGGCUGCCCACUGCGUUAAGGGAGUGGGAGCUUCUCGCCUCCAGGUGGUUGCCGGAGUGACGAAACUUUCGGAAACGGGUGUAAGGAGUGGCGUGGACAAAGUCUUUACCCCUAAAGCCUACAAUGCCCGCACCCUGAACACAGACGUGGCUGUUUUAAAGCUCAAAUCUUCCAUCAGUGGACCCAAAGUGUCCACCAUUGAGUUGUGCAAUACGAGUUUUAAGGCCGGAGAUCUCAUCAAGGUUUCUGGCUGGGGACAAAUUACGGAACGCAACAAGGCUGUUUCAAUGCAAGUUCGCAGCGUGGAUGUGGCCCUCAUUCCCCGGAAAACCUGUAUGAGCCAGUACAAGCUACGAGGUACCAUUACCAGCACCAUGUUCUGUGCUUCGGUGCCCGGCGUCAAGGAUUCCUGUGAAGGCGACUCCGGCGGACCGGCUGUGUACCAGGGACAACUCUGCGGAAUAGUUUCGUGGGGCGUAGGCUGCGCCAGAAAAAAUUCACCAGGAGUCUAUACGAAUGUCAAGACUGUUAGGAGCUUUAUCGAUAAGGCUUUGGGCAUGUGAAUCCAAAAAGUAAAAGGCUAUAUAAAUUUUAAAUGUUUCGGAUUAACCCAGGGCAACUAGGAAAUGUAUAAUUAAUAAUGUUCUCAAUAAAUACUUUAAAAUAUGAGAUAAAAGUAAGGAAUCUGUUCCUUGUUU